Molecule: messenger RNA, 978 nt
Organism: Aspergillus puulaauensis
Lineage: Eukaryota; Fungi; Ascomycota; Eurotiomycetes; Eurotiales; Aspergillaceae
Gene: SPT3
Product: transcriptional regulator SPT3
Exons: 4
Coding region: 1-978 (325 amino acids)
Biological process (GO): transcription by RNA polymerase II
Cellular component (GO): SAGA complex
Molecular function (GO): protein heterodimerization activity; transcription coregulator activity
Source: RefSeq, a predicted model, not a curated record
AUGUCGUCUGAUCGUGCUCCGAAGUACCGGCAGGAAAUCCAGCAGAUGAUGUUCGUCUCUGGAGAGACCGCUGAGCCAUCUAUCGAGACCACCACUCUUAUUGAGGAUAUUGUGCGACAGCAAGUUAUUGAAAUUCUCGCUCGCAGUACGAUAUUGGCUACUCGCCGUGGAGUUCGAUCUAUAUCCACUGAUGAUUUGAUCUUUUUAAUUCGCCAUGAUAAAGCCAAAGUCUCCCGCCUGAAGACUUUCCUAUCAUGGAAAGAUGUGCGCAAGAACGUGAAAGAUUCUGACGACAAGGGCGGCGGUGAUGCAGCUGAUUUUGCGGGUGCUGAUGACCCAAUGGCUGGGGGCGUCGUUGCGGGACCCCAGGACGUCGCGUCUAAGCCCAAAAACAAGAGGGCCCGGGUCGGACUUGCGUGGGAUGUUAACAGCUUCUACUCUAUUCAAGUACCUGAGAGGGAUGACGAAGAAGACGAAGAAGAAGAGGAGCAGAACUAUGCGACGCUUCAACGUCUUGCCGCCGCAGAUGAGCGAACCAAGCACAUGACAAGAGAAGAAUACGUGUUCUGGUCUGAAUGCCGACAGGCAUCGUUUACCUACCGCAAGAGCAAACGCUUCAGGGAGUGGGCUGGAUUUGGAAUUGUCACUGAAUCGAAGCCUAACGAUGAUAUCGUCGACAUUCUAGGGUUUUUGACGUUCGAAAUCGUGCAGACUCUGACGGAAGAGGCCCUCAAGGUCAAGGAACGUGAAGAUCGCGAGAAAACCCGUCGUGGGGGGUCGGAAAAUGGAGCGGAGGACACCAAGAAACGCAAGCGCGAGACUGGACUUUUCGACCCUCCGGAAGAAGGCCGCACCCCGGUCGAGCCGAGACAUAUUCGCGAGGCAUAUCGCAAACUACAAGCCACGCCUAAUAAGAACAUUGCGAUGCUCCUACACAACGGCCGCUUACCAGCGCGGACGCCUCUUAGACUGAUCUAA